Molecule: messenger RNA, 1099 nt
Organism: Callorhinus ursinus (northern fur seal)
Lineage: Eukaryota; Metazoa; Chordata; Mammalia; Carnivora; Otariidae
Gene: SSPN
Product: sarcospan
Cellular component (GO): dystrophin-associated glycoprotein complex; sarcolemma
Source: RefSeq, a predicted model, not a curated record
AUGGGCAAGGACAAGCAGCCCCGCGGCCAGCACAGGCAGGGGGGGCCGGCCGCGGACGCCGCCGGGCCCGACGACAUGGGGCCGAAGACGGGCAAAGGGGCCCCCAAGGAGUGCGGGGAGGAGGAGGCCCGGACGUGCUGCGGCUGCCGGUUCCCGCUGCUGCUCGCGCUGCUGCAGCUGGCCCUUGGCAUCGCCGUGACCGUGGUGGGCUUUCUCAUGGCGAGCAUCAGCUCCUCCCUGCUAGUCAGAGACACUCCAUUUUGGGCUGGGAUCAUUGUCUGCUUAGUGGCCUAUCUUGGUUUGUUUAUGCUUUGUGUCUCAUAUCAAGUUGACGAACGGACAUGUAUCCAGUUUGCUAUGAAACUCUUGUAUUUCCUGCUGAGUGCCGGGGGCUUGACAGUCUGCGUGCUGGCCGUGGCCUUUGCCGCCCACCACUAUUCGCAGCUCACCCAGUUUUCCUGCGGGUGGGCUCUCGACGCCUGCCACUGCAAACUGCCCUCCGUGGAGCCCCUCAGCCGGACCUUUGUGUACCGGGAUGUGACCGACUGUACCAGCAUCACGGGCACGUUCAAACUGUUCUUACUCAUCCAGAUGAUUCUUAACUCACUCUGUGGACUCUUGUGCUUGCUGGCCUGCUUCGUGAUGUGGAAACACAGGUACCAGGUUUUUUACGUCGGUGUCAGAAUGUGCUCCCUCACGGCUUCCGAAGGCCGGCAGCAAAAGGUCUAGCAUUCUUGCUUGCAGGUGGGAGAGGAAUCAGCCCAGUGACUAGCUGAGGUCAAAAAAGAGAAGAAGGAGGAAGAGAGAGAGGAAGAGAGAGAGAGAAAAAAAACUUUUGACAGUAAUAACUAAUAGUCACUGUUCUAAAGGAAUAUUUUUGUAUUUUUCAGGAAAUAAAAGCAUCUCAUCACGUUUCUAUAGUAUUUUUAAAAACUCUUACAGGGAAAAUAAGAUCCAAAUUGACUUUGGGAUGUUAAAGGAACAGGGAACAGGGAAAGAACGGCAUGCAUCUAUCCUUGCCGCCUGGAAUUUACUCCUCGUGUAGAUUUCCCCCGCUUUCUGAAAGUAGAGCAUUCCCACCCAUGCAAACUUUCGUAAA